AUGUUUUGUUGCCAUUGUGACGAGGAAUAUAGAUGGGAUGUCGAGAAAAAGGAGUGCCGCAUUUUUGUAUGCCGCGUUGCCGCUGGUGGUGACGCAUGCGUCCCAUCUAAACUCGCUCGAUCCGAACUCGUUGUCGAUUACACCAAUGCUGAUCAGGCCAUGAUACAUGAAGCCUCUGGGGGAUUGGACCACAUGACCCUGGAGCACUUCCUCACUCACACUGCAAGCCUCGGAGAUACGGACCCCGAGGCUCUGACUGCGAAGUUUUCCGAGCACGAUGUGAACAACGACGGUAUCAUCACCGUUGACGAAAUGAGGCUCAAGUGA
Ramularia collo-cygni is the source of this 327-nucleotide messenger RNA. RefSeq lists its product as uncharacterized. Bases 1 to 327 code for a protein of 108 amino acids. NCBI's taxonomy places the organism in Eukaryota, Fungi, Ascomycota, Dothideomycetes, Mycosphaerellales, Mycosphaerellaceae. The transcript is spliced from 3 exons. Gene Ontology annotation, molecular function: calcium ion binding. The record is from RefSeq and is a predicted model, not a curated record.